AAUUUAAUUUUUAAAUUUAAAAGUUUCAAACCAAAGUGCUAUCUUUAGUCUAAAGGAAUAGAUCAUGUUUUUAUAAAGAACUUAUAAAAUGAAGUGAAAAGAAGAUUAGAUAUUUUUGAAUUAUAUAAAGAUAUUCUUUUUUUGAAAAAAGCCAUUGCAAUGAUCCUAACUCCAGAUCAAUUAGCAGCUAUCUAAUGGAUAUGUCUGAGUCAUAAUUUUUUAAAUUUUGAUAAGAGGAGCAAUAAGUCUAAAAUGAAGUUUGAAUAAAUAAAAGGAAAGCUGAAUUACCUUGAAACAUAAUUUAGUAUAAUGGAAUGUGAGGAUUUGCAGGAACAAUAUAUUUAAAAAUUUUUUGAAAAAUAAUAACAAAAUAAAUAAUUAAGUGAAAUUGAUUAAAGAAUAAUAUCAUCAAUUCGUAAAAAUGGAUGA
This is a messenger RNA of Tetrahymena thermophila SB210, 429 nucleotides long. RefSeq lists its product as hypothetical. Lineage: Eukaryota; Ciliophora; Oligohymenophorea; Hymenostomatida; Tetrahymenidae. The record is from RefSeq and is a predicted model, not a curated record. The transcript has 3 exons.